GAUGCGUACUGUUAUUUACAGUAACUGUUGAUAAGGAAUCGUAAAAAACUUUCUGGUGCCCAAAAUCGGGCAUUGGCUUCCAAAAGGGCAAAAGACUGUGAAAAAAAUAAACAAACGCUCCAAGAAUUAGGUUGGUUUUACAAAGCUACUAAUCAAAAUACUGAUUUGAAGUCGGCGGAAUUAAAUAAAUCAGAACAAACAAUGGAAUCAUCGUAUUAUGAUGAUGUUGAUCUACAUUCUCUUGGUUCAGUGGAAAAUGAAACAGACGAUAGUUUUAACGAUGAAUUAAAACCCGAAGAAAAUAAAGGCGUUGAAAAUGACCCAGCACUCUGGCCAUCGAUUCUUAAGCAAAGAGAAAAAGAAGAGUUAAUCAAAAAAGGUCCGUCAACUUUAUCUGAUGAUUUCCCACGAGAUGCUUCUAAUAACAGGGCCUUUCCAAAAAAAGUUCUUUUCAUUGCAUUGCCUAAUGGAGAAAAAGUUCAACGAGAUUAUCUGAUAUGGAGCCCAUCGUCUAACUCUCUACUUUGUUUCCCGUGUUCUUUAUUUGGGUGUGAAAAUUCCGGAUCCUAUGGGGAUCGAUCUCUUCUUCUUCGCUGAAAUGAAGGAAUAAAAAAUGACUGAAGAAAAUUGAGUGAUCGUAUUAAAAGUCAUCAUAGCAACCCAGUUCAUCAAAGUCAUUAUCUCAAUUGGAAGACUUUGCACUCAGCUCUUGUCGAUCAGCGUGGGAUCAACUCAGAGUUCCAAAAGGCACUAGAAAAGGAAGUAGCCAGAUGGCGUGAAAUACUUCGUAGUAUUUUAGAUGCAAUUUUAUUUUUAACAUCUCAAAACUUAUCCUUUAGAGGUAAAUAUUCUAGGCCAGAACUCUAAAUACUUAAGAAUGAGUUCUUAUUUUUAGUAUUACAGAAUUUCUUUUAUCUACAUUUAACUAACUUAGAAAACAUUAUUUUAAGGCAAUAUUCGUCGAUGGAGAAGAACGAGAAAGGGAACUUUUUAAGUUGCCUUGAACUUA
Messenger RNA from Hydra vulgaris (swiftwater hydra), 1009 nucleotides. RefSeq names its product zinc finger MYM-type protein 5-like. NCBI's taxonomy places the organism in Eukaryota, Metazoa, Cnidaria, Hydrozoa, Anthoathecata, Hydridae. The record is from RefSeq and is a predicted model, not a curated record.